AUGCAACUGGUCAUCCCGCACCACCGCAUGCAGCGGGCAGCUGAGCAUGAGGGGGAGCUUGAGGAAGAGUUCACCCUUCCCCCAUUUCACCAUCUCCCUGCUCACCAUUCCCACAACUUCAUGGAAAUGAAGAACAGGUUUUUCAAUGAGCUUGGGCACCUUCCAAAUCACAAGAUUAGAUUGCCCAUGUGGGCCGUUGGGGCUAUAGUGGUUCUGGUCCUUGCCCUGGUUGGCUGCUUUGCCUUUUGCAUGUAUAAGAAGGGCUUAGGAGGGAAAAACCCCCCCAAGAAAGCAAGAAAGAGAAAAGCUGGGCAUGUGCAGAGGAAAAACGAGGGAGGUGGUAAGCCAGCUCAGGAGACUAAGAAGGAAGCGGGGGAGGAAAAAGAGCAUGCAUACUUUGGAAAACUGGAAUACACACUGGACUACAACUUCACAGAGAAUCAGUUUAUCGUUGGCAUCCUUCAAGCCCAGGACCUUGCUGCUAUGGAUAUAGGUGGAACCUCUGAUCCUUACGUCAAAGUGUACAUGCUCCCUGACAAAAAGAAGAAGUUUGAGACAAAAAUUCAACGCAAGAACCUGUGUCCUGUUUUCAAUGAGACUUUCAGUUUCAAGGUCCCAUUCAAUGACCUGGCUGGACAGAUUCUGGUCUUGCAAGUCUUUGACUUUGAUCGCUUUGGUAAGCAUGAUGUGAUUGGAGAGAUCAAAAUACCCAUGAACAGCAUAGACUUGGCUCAGCCUAUCCAUGAGUGGAGAGACCUGAUUGGAGGAGACAAAGAACAGCAAGAAAAACUAGGUGAUAUUUGCAUCUCCCUGCGAUACGUUCCUACCUCUGGAAAGCUGACUGUCUGUGUGAUGGAGGCCAAGAACCUGAAGAAGAUGGAUGUGGGUGGUUUAUCAGAUCCUUUUGUGAAGAUCAUCCUGCAACACAAUGGAAAACGUCUAAAGAAGAAGAAGACUACAGUUAAACAGAACACGCUGAACCCGUAUUUCAAUGAGAGCUUCAGUUUUGAGGUCCCCUUUGCUCAGAUACAAAAGGUCCAGGUGAUGAUCACUGUGUAUGACUAUGAUAAACUGGGCAGCAAUGAUCCCAUUGGGAAGUGCUGGAUUGGCUAUGGGGCCAGUGGCGUGGGCUUGCGUCAGUGGUCCGACAUGCUGGCCAAUCCAAGACGUCCUGUGGCCCAAUGGCACACCCUCCUGCCGGAAGAGGAGGUGGAUGUCGCCCUGAAGGCACCUGUCCACUAG
This is a messenger RNA of Electrophorus electricus (electric eel), 1242 nucleotides long. NCBI's taxonomy places the organism in Eukaryota, Metazoa, Chordata, Actinopteri, Gymnotiformes, Gymnotidae. The record is from RefSeq and is a predicted model, not a curated record.